AUAUUCCCGCCCCCGCAAGCCGCAGCGCAUCUGAUGCAGCUGCUGCCGCCGCCGUGGUGUUUUAAUGGGCCGUUCGUAUCGAUUGAUUUACUGAUGGAAAGCCUGCUGAAAUUUGGGCAGACUGCACCUCCAACAGUGGAUCCAACUCAAAAAUUAGAAAAUGGUACGAUGUUUGGAAAGCAUCGAAUAGAGGAUAUUAAGAAGGAUUUCUAUCAGCUCGUAGCGACGACGACUGACCCGAAUGUGGUGUUGGCAACAAGCGAAUACGACAAGCAGAAGGCAUCGAUUCAGAAUCGGAAAAGACGAGCGGCAGGAGCGGAUUCGGAUAGUGACGAGGAUAUGCCGAGGAAUAGCCCGGGAUUGAGGGAUAUAUACAAGAGGAGGAUGAAUGCGAAGACGCAUGAGUGA
Molecule: messenger RNA, 408 nt
Organism: Anisakis simplex (herring worm)
Lineage: Eukaryota; Metazoa; Nematoda; Chromadorea; Rhabditida; Anisakidae
Source: the annotation of a GenBank genome assembly